Coccinella septempunctata (seven-spotted ladybird) is the source of this 5649-nucleotide messenger RNA. Its product is annotated as NACHT and WD repeat domain-containing protein 2. The record is from RefSeq and is a predicted model, not a curated record. Bases 200 to 4984 code for a protein of 1594 amino acids. The transcript has 25 exons. NCBI's taxonomy places the organism in Eukaryota, Metazoa, Arthropoda, Insecta, Coleoptera, Coccinellidae. Gene Ontology annotation, molecular function: protein binding.
GUCAGUGUUUAAAGGUUGUCUUUGGGUGUAGGAAGCUGUACGCAAACAGUCUCUGCACGCUCUCCGUAUUUGAAACUUCGCUCUAUCAGACAACCAAUGUGAUGUAGAGAAGAAAAAAGCAAUAAAAUUCUACAUUAAUGACAAUCAGAUUUCGUUUUAGUUUGAACUAACCGAGUUAUAUAUUUGAUAGUGUAGGAAUAUGAAAAAUAACGAUGAAACUAUAUUGGAAAUACUCCAGGGUCACAAAACAAGCAAGUGGCCCUCGCCGAAAAGUGUAAAAAUUUUCAUUGGCAGCACGAAAGAUGACUUUGUCGAAGAACGUAGAGUACUCUUGGAAUACGUUGGACCUGAAUUGCAAAACUACUUGGAACAAUAUGAGAUAGAGGUAGAACUAGUUGAUAUGCACUACAGGGCAGAUGAAAAAGAGCAGUACGAUCCCUUCUUAUUCGAGGAUCACUUGAACGAAAUCAGAUCUUGCCAUAAAACAUCUAGAGGAUAUUUUUUUAUGACUUUGAUAGGUGAUCGCUACGGACCUUUUCUACCCCCUUUAACGAUAGAUAACGACACAUUCUCGUCCAUAUUGCGUAAAGCUGAGGAAUUGGAUGUGGAAAUUGAGCCAUUCAAGAAAUGGUAUCAACCAGAUAAUGGCGUAUACUCUCUGAAGGACUUCAGAGAAUGCGAAGACUGGAAAGCCAUAUCUAUCAAUAUUUUCAAUUCAUUUUUCCACUGUAUAUCGAAUUUGGAAGAUGGCAGGAAAAAGAAAUAUUCCGAAUACUUGAAAUCUAACUUGGAAAGGCAAUUUAACUACGCUAUAGGAAUUGCGCCUGGUACGGCUCACAAUGUUCUCAACAUUAUAAGAUAUUGGGAUAACAAAAACGAUAACAUCGAAUCAGUUUACGAAAAAAUUCCAUCAGAAUAUUAUGUAAAGAAAUUAGACGAGUUUUGUAAUAGGACAACUUCCCUCAUUCCAGAAGAAAAUAACUUUAGUUUCACAGUGCCUUGGAAGCUUGGUGGACUGAGCCAAGAUGCUGAAGAACACAAACCCUACCUAUCAAAAUUCAAGAGCCAGAUAUUGAAUCAUUUAAAACAAGUUAUUAGUCAUAAUUUGGAGGAACAUCCAGAACUGAAAUCCAGAAAAAAAAUUGUACAGGAAAACUUCGAGGAAAAUAUAACGCACCUCACAUUAUGCUACGGUGAUAUAAAAAAAAAUUUCAUGGACACCGAUGAGCUGAACAGAAUAAGGCAUUUGAUCGUCUCCUCCAAUUCACGCCUUUCUCCAAUCCUGAUAUUCGGAAAUCAGGGUGCCGGCAAAACAUCCCUCCUUCAAACUAUUUUCCAAGAAAUAGAUAAUUGGUUAUCGUGCAGAAUUUUCAAGAUAGUUAGAUUUGCGUCAACGACGCCGCAAAGUUCCUAUAAUUUGGAGCUGCUACGUCUUUUGUGUCAACAAAUCUGCAUAGCCCUCAAAUUGCCUGAAGGUUUUUUACCUAAGGACGCAUCUUUUGAUCCCCUCUAUGUCAAUAAAUGGUUUCAAAGUUUGCUCCAUAACUUCGACGAAUCUGAUCAAGCUCUCGCAAUUUUCAUCGAUGAUAUUCACAUGCUGAAUCUUCUCGACUUUAACAUCGUCUCAGGACUCAGCUGGUUACCCAUGAUAUUACCGAAGAAGGUUUACAUUUUCUGUACGACCGGAUUGAAAAUUGAUGAUCUCAAACUGAAUCCCCAGCAGAAAGAAAAAAUUAGAAACGCUGAAUCAUACUUUGAACUUCCCACAGCUCCUCCUCUUACUGAUUUAGUACUGCAAAAAUUAUGUGAUCUAGAAAAAGCCUUCCCGCAAGCAGCAAUAAAGAGACUAUUUUUACUUCUAUCUUGUACUCAAUAUGGAUUGACUGAACUAGAAUUAUUGGAAAUUCUUAUGCCUACAAGCAAUAAUGAUGUAAUUAAUCCUGAAUGUGCUGAAUUCAAUUUUUCAACAUUAUCUUCAGCAUUGCAAAAACUUGGUUAUCUCAUCAGGCAGAAAAUAAUAAGAGGAAAAUUACUGAUAGAUUGGCGACAUAAUGUGAUAAAGGAAAUUGUAAUGAAGCAUUACCAGCUUUCUCAGGAUAAUCUGAAAAGCACACACGCCGAACUGGCAGAUUUUUAUUUCGACGAGUUUUGCGACAAAGACGACGAAUCUGAAGAAGGUGACGCACCAGCACCGCUAUUAUCCGAAAUGCGAGAGACUCCAUUCAAAUCGACUUUAUACAGUGACGUUAUAUACAGUCGGAGACAUAUAGAAGAGUUCUGGGUACAUUUACUGAAGGCUGGUGAUGUGGUUAAACUGAAGACACUCUGUAUGUGUAACUACGAUUUCCUUCUAGCUGCUCUGCAAACGUUCUCCGUCAGUUAUGUGAAAUGCAUCCUCAAACAUGUGAGAUGCUAUUUACUGGAUAGGGAAAUAGAGCUUGUUUAUUAUUCCAUCAAGAUGUCGACGGAUAUUCUAACAAGAGACACAUACCAGUUAGGUACUCAGUUAAUAGCUUGGUUGAGACCCGUCAAUGAAAAAGACGGGACAAUAAUAAGUACCUUGGUAACCUCAGCAAUGGCAUGGUGUGAUGGAUUCACUCUUCCAUUGGUCGUGCCGAUGACUGAUUGGUUACAACCUCCAUUACCAGAACAAUCAAAAGUAAUGCAUAUAAAAAACGUGCACUUAUUAGAAUGUACGCCUUCAGGUCAACACAUUGUAUGCGUGACGGAUGGCGAUCCCCAACUAUGGCAUAUAAUGACCUGUCAAUUAAUACAUACCUUCAAAGGUCACAAGGGGGCUAUUAAUUGCAUGGCAGUAUCCAAACAGUCGCAAUACUUGUUAACAGGAUCUGAAGAUUUGACCAUUAUAGUUUGGGAUUUGAAAUCAUUGACGCUCAAACUGAAAAUCGUAGAACACAUAGCACCAGUGCUGUGUAUUACAAGUGCUCUAUCUAACUCCAUCAUCGUGAGUGGUGGAGAGGAUAGCAGUAUAAUAAUAAGUUCAAUGAGUAACGGAAAAGUUAUAAUGAAGAUAGAUCAUCACAGAGGUCCUGUUAAAUCGGUGAAGACCACCUCCACAGGUGACGUAUUACUAUCGGCAAGUGAAGACUUCAAAGUAUGCCUCUGGUCAUUGGAAACGUUCUCUUUACUCAACACGAUCACCUUCAGUUAUCCGAUUAAAACAAUUGAUGUAUCAGCAGAUUCUGUAUUUCUGUUGGCUCUUUGUAAGGAUAAUAACUUGUACUUGAGAACCUCGGCUACUGGGACAAAAUUACAUACGCUGUCCGAGCACAAGUCAAAGGUAACAUCAAUAUGUCUGACACAAGACAAUAGCAGAGCUAUAGUAGGUUGCGCUGACAGUAAGGUUUACAUUUACAAUGUGCACAGUGGAAAAGUUGAAAAAACAAUAUCCGACUCGAAUGGCGAAGUUACAGCGGUUCGGCUGACAGAAAAAGACGACUUCCUUUUGAAAGGAGGUGGUAAUAGAGUGGUUGUCUAUCCAUUCAGAGGAAUUGAUAACGAAACCACAAAACAUUUCUUCAAACCCAAGAAGAAGAGCCAAAACCUUCAGAUCCAUACAGGUUUUUUAACUUGCAUUGAUAUUUCUCGAGAUGGUAUCCUAGCUGCCAGCGGUGGUACCGACAAUUUGGUCAAUAUAUGGCAACUAAACAAUCAAGAGUUGAUGUUCUCUUUAGUCGGGCAUAAAGGAACAGUAACGGCAAUCAAUUUUUCCGCAAAUGGCACAUUUGUCUGCUCAGGGUCUGAAGACAAAACUAUCAAGGUUUGGUCUUUAUCAGCUGGCAACUUAUUGAGCACAUUUUGUGGCCAUCAGUUUACGAUUUCCUGCAUUUAUGUUUUCAUGGAUUCAACCAGGGUUAUCUCUAGCGAUAAAAAUGACAAUAUUUUCGUAUGGAACGCUGAUAAUGGUAGUAUUUUAAAUUCAUACCAAGGACCCAACAAGUGUAUCAAAGUUACAAAUACCAUGAAGUACAACGUUGCCUCAAAUGGAGACACAACACUCAAAAUUUGGGCAACUAGCGGUGAUGAAAAAUACGUGGUCAGUCAUUCCAAAGAAAUAACAUGUUUCGUGUUAACCAUGGAUUCUCAGUUCAUUAUAACAGGAUCAAAGGAUAUGUCACUAAAAGUUUGGCAAGUUUCUGGAGGGAAACUAUCACAAGUUCUUAUGGGCCACACAGCGGCUGUUACUUGCGUAGCAGUUUCGGUGGCAGACAAAACGCAAAUAAUUUCUGGCUCAUUCGAUAACAAUCUCAUAGUAUGGGACAUAAAUACUGGAGCAGAUCUUCACACCUUAUCAGCUCAUUUGAGUUACAUCACAUGUGUUAAGCUAUCUGGUGAUGGCACUUUGGCGAUUUCAGGUUCGGACGACAGGAGUAUCAUUAUAUGGGAUGCAAAGAAAGGAUUGCAACUUACAUCUUUACAGCUACAUUUCCCAGUUGUUUGUUUGGAGCCUACCAUGGAUUUUUCUAGGAUUGCAGUUCUUCUCAAAGACACGAAAUACAUGCCAAUAAUGUGUUUACAUAACACACCAGCAAAAUUCGUUAAGCUUCCUACCUAUGCAUCGAAUGAGAAGAAUGUUAUAGACAAUACGAAACCUUCAGCUAAACGUCAAAUGAAACGAUUACUGAAAAAGGAAGUUUCACUUGAUACCUAUACUUGGCAGAAAAAAUAUGCCCAUCUAACUUCGAAUUUGGUAAUUCCUGCUGUUGAUGAAAAAUUCAAAAGACGCUUUUCGAUUUCUGCCAGCAUGGAGGAGAUAUCUAAACUGCCACAAAAUCAAGAUUCUACUAAGGGUGUCCUCACUAAACAAGCUUCGUUGGCUCAAUCGCAGCACUUCGAUCAACUUGAAGCACUAUGGAACGAGACAUCUCCGCCUAGACGACGUCUACAGCAGAGCCUAUCGAAGCAGUCAUCACUGGCAGAAUCAUAUAAUUCUUCAGAAGAAGACCAUCUCGAUAACCUGUAAGCAAUCGUAUUUCCAAUGUAGCGUACCAGUGUCAGAAGAAAAACCUUGGACCAUCAUAGUUUUAGGUAUUAUUGAUUCUGAUUCCCGACUGUUCCUCAAUUGUGCAAUGCCACAACAGUAAUUCUUAUCUUGAAGAAUAUACCUACCUGAAUGUAGAUCCUAAAUUCUAUUUUCUUUACUCGCUAUAGAUAUUCAGAAGGGCAGUUUUGUUCGUAGAUUGAUGUAUGUACCUUAACAUUGUAACAUCGUUCCUAUUAGGUACGGCGUGUUCAUUAUCCUGAGAUAUUAUUUUUAGAAGUCCUGUUCUUUAUGAAUCUCCAAUGAAUUGAUGUCAAAGAAUUGUUAGUAUGUACUUCUUUGAUGGAACAACGAAGGCUGUCGCUUUUCUUCCUAAAUCACUACUGAUAGAAACAUUUCCUGAUAGAAUUCGAAUUAACAAUAUGAAAGUUCGCUUGUAUCCACAUGCAUCUUGAACAAUAGUGAUAAAAUCUUAUGAAUUAUUAUAAAUUUCGUUGCUAGUCGUAGAGUGAAUACCAAAUAUUGUGAAACCUCUGAAUUCACAUCACAAUGUUCUGUUAUGUGUCGGCAAGUUUUCGUAAUAAUUCAUGUUUAGUUGUAUUAGUUAUCAAUCUUUUAGAAAAGUAAAUAAAGAAGUGCUGAAAUAA